Messenger RNA from Cylindrotheca closterium, 861 nucleotides. The record is from the annotation of a GenBank genome assembly. Lineage: Eukaryota; Bacillariophyta; Bacillariophyceae; Bacillariales; Bacillariaceae.
AUGAUGCUCUCUCGGCGCAGUCUGCUUCUUCUGUUGCUGUGCUGCACACUAUGGACAACCUGCGCACAAGAGCUCCCUCCGUCGGGUCUUUUUGAUCGAUUGGACGAAAAUCACGAUUCCAAAUUGAGCAAGGAAGAAUUCUCACAUGGAUGGAAGGUGAUUGCUCAACAAUUUCCUACAGGAGGAUGGCUGCCGGUUAGCAAAGGAGGAUUUUGGAAGGGAUUUACAGCUGGAGUUUCCAUGAUCAUUGCUACUGAAAUUGGGGACAAGACCUUUUUCAUUGCCGCGGUGAUGAGCAUGAGACAACAACGAUCUGCUGUCUUUCUUGGAGCAGUACUCGCUUUGUAUGUCAUGACAGUUCUUAGUACCCUCAUGGGUCUCGUUUUGCCAACCAUGAUUCCUGUCAAGUACACACACAUUCUUGGAGGAUUCUUAUUCCUUUACUUUGGAUUCAAGCUAAUCAAUGACUCGCGAAGUAUGGAUGCCAAUGCCGUCAGUGAGGAAUUGGAAGAAGUGGAAGAGGAACUUUUGCAUCCCAAGAAGGAUGAAGAAUCUGGUCAAAGCAGUGUUCCAACAAGUCCAAUGAAAACUGGGUUUGCCGAAGUCGCGAUCCAAUCAUUUUCAUUGACUUUUUUGGCCGAAUGGGGAGAUCGUUCUCAGAUUGCUACAAUAGCCCUUGCUGCUGCUAAGAAUCCAUAUGGUGUCACCCUUGGAGGGUGCAUUGGACAUACAAUGUGUACUGGUGUGGCUGUUUUGGGAGGAAGAAUGUUGGCUGCAAGAAUUUCAGAAAGGACUGUGUCUCUGGGAGGAGGUUUCAUCUUUUUGGUAUUUGGUAUCCAUUCCGUCUUUUUCGAGAGCUAG